This is a messenger RNA of Auxenochlorella protothecoides, 1533 nucleotides long. RefSeq names its product Dynein, 78 kDa intermediate chain, flagellar outer arm. The transcript has 9 exons. The coding region runs from base 1 to 1533 and encodes 510 amino acids. The record is from RefSeq and is a predicted model, not a curated record. Lineage: Eukaryota; Viridiplantae; Chlorophyta; Trebouxiophyceae; Chlorellales; Chlorellaceae. Gene Ontology annotation, cellular component: outer dynein arm. Gene Ontology annotation, molecular function: dynein light chain binding; dynein heavy chain binding. Gene Ontology annotation, biological process: outer dynein arm assembly; cilium movement.
AUGGCAGUUUACUCACUCCUAUCAGAACAUCUGCAAUGCCCUGACACGGUCCUGGUGCUCCCCCCGCCCGGCCAGCUCAGCCUCGCCCCUGCCGCGCUGGAGGAGGAAGUGGGCCGGCAGCUGCAGUGCCUGCUGCCCGGCAGCGACGUCCCUGCGAUCGCGUGGGCGCCGUUGCAUGCGGCGUUCGUGGCGGACCAGGCACGCACCGCUGCGGCCACGGUGUGCCACCUGGCACUCGCCCCCGGGCUGUGCUGCGCGAGCACCGCGCCCUGCAUGCCGGGCAUGGACCCCGAGCCGCCGGAGCCCGCGCCCUUACCGGGCCCCCGCACCGACCGUGGGACGCAGACCCCCCGCCACCUGCCACGCAGCCGCCAGGUGCAGACGCAGAGCGCGCCCCGUGCCACAGCCUGCGGCCAGUGCGACGCCGUGCACUCCGCCGCCCUGGAAUUGCUGGAGCCGGCCCGCUGCGUCCUGGAGCGCAUGCUGAUGCAGAACGCGCUGCGUGGGGCGCUGCUGGACUGCCGGUACUGGGACGACCCGGCGGACGAGGUGCGGGCGCGGGAGGGCACGCUGCUGCCCCUCUGGCUCUUCCCCGCGCCGGGGAAUGCGCGGCACGCUGUCACCGCGCUGGCCUGGUGCCCCGGGCACCCCGACCUCUUUGCCGUGGGGCACGGGGGAUUUGACCCCGCGAAGCCCCUGCGAGGGGCCGUCGCCGUGCACUCCCUCAAGGCCCCCUCCCGUCCCGAGCUCACGCUGCGGCUGCCGACGGGGGUGAUGUGCCUCGCUUUCCACCCCGUGCAUGCCGACGUGCUGGCCGUCGGCUGCCACGACGGCUCCCUGCACAUCUACAGCCUCAUGGGCAGGCUGGGCCAGGCCGAGGACGCCCCCGCCCCUGCGCCCCUGUACGCCUCCCGGCUGGGGGAGGGGGGCCGCUGGGAACCCAUGUGGCAGGACCUCCUCUCCAUCCAUGCUCCUCCCAUUGAGGGUGGCUCGGAGACCGAGGACGAGGAGGCGCUCGACCUUGCAGACGUAGCAUGGCUUCCCGGGGCGUCUGUGGUGUUUGCCGCCGCCACCGAGAACGGGCGGGUCCAUGUCUUCGACCUUUCCAAGGACAGACGCCACGCGCUUUGCGUACAAAAGCUUGCUAACAAGACAAAACUCACAAAGCUGGCCUUCAACCCCAAGGAGCCCCUGCUUCUUGUGGGAGACGACAGGAGCGCCAAGUAUAUCCCCUUCGGCAAAGUCCUCGCAAACACCAUGGUUGGCGGAGUGCACCCUAUUCCCGGCAAUGGGCACGUCCCAGCCGGUAAGAUCAUCGGCCCCGUGCUCGGCCUCUUCACCGCAGUGGCGGCAGUGUUCUAUGCCCGGCACACGUCCGCGACGGUGCCCAACACCAUUUCUCGGGAUUGGGAGGACGCGUCUGUGGCCUACGCCGCUGCCGCUCCCUUCGAGGGCGCCCCCGACAAGGUCGCCUUCCUGAACCCCUUCUUCAACAGCAUCCCCCCCGCCAAGGCCGUCCGACCUGCCGAGUGA